GUCUCCUCACAGCCGCUCUGCCGCAUCUGUGCCCACACUUAAAGGACAAGCCAGGCGGUCAGACACCGGCACAUACACCGCGAAAUACAGCAGAAAUAUGCUUUAUAAACAGUAACCUGUCCAACGGAAAUAACCGCAGUAUUAUAAUACGUCAGAGCAGCUUUCCACCAGUGGACCUUCCAGACCAGUGACUGUCAGCCAUGUUGUCCAGGUUGAGGACGACCUGGUCCUUGAGGCCGUGCGUCUCUGUUUGCAGAUGGGCACACACCAAAGAGAAGGGCAAACCUCUCAUGCUCAACCCUCGCACCAACAAAGGCAUGGCCUUCACUCUGCAGGAGCGACAGAUUUUAGGGUUACAUGGUCUGUUGCCUCCUAAAGUGGAGACUCAGGACAUUCAGGCCAUGCGCUUUCAAAAUAAUCUCAAGAAGAUGACCGAUCCCCUGGAGAAGUACAUCUACCUGAUGGGCAUCCAGGAAAGGAAUGAGAGGCUUUUUUACAGGUUGUUGAUGGACGACAUCGAGGAGCUGAUGCCGAUUGUUUAUACUCCCACUGUAGGCCUGGCCUGCACACAGUAUGGACACAUCUUUAGAAGACCUAAGGGCUUGUUCAUCUCCAUCUUGGACAGAGGACACAUCCGCUCCAUCCUGGAUAACUGGCCAGAAACUAAUGUUGCAGCCGUAGUAGUGACUGACGGAGAGCGUAUUUUAGGCUUAGGAGACCUGGGUGUUUAUGGAAUGGGCAUCCCUGUCGGAAAGCUAUGCCUGUACACUGCCUGCGCCGGUAUUAGACCUGAGAAAUGUCUGCCUGUGGCCAUAGAUGUCGGCACAAACAAUGAGACUCUCCUCAAGGAUCCGAUGUACAUGGGCCUGUACCAGAAGCGAGAUCGCUCUCAAGCCUACGAUGAUCUGAUUGAUGAGUUCAUGGAAGCUGUGGUGGACAAAUACGGGCAGGACACGCUGAUCCAGUUUGAGGACUUUGGAAACCACAACGCCUUCCGCUUCCUCAGGAAGUACAGGGAGAAGUACUGCACCUUCAACGAUGAUAUCCAAGGCACUGCGUCUGUGGCCCUUGCUGGUCUGUUAGCAGCUCAGAGAGCCAUAGGCAAACCCAUCACUGAACACCGGGUGCUUUUCCUGGGAGCUGGAGAGGCUGCCCUCGGUAUUGCCAAUCUGAUUGUCAUGGCGAUGAUGGAGAGUGGGAUGACCCAAGCUGAGGCCAGAGAAAAGAUCUGGAUGUACGAUAAAUUUGGCUUACUUGUAAAGGACAGACCGCAGGAAACAGACAGUAACCAGGAGGCAUUUGUUCAUGACAGUCCGGGGGAUGUACAGAGCUUCCUAGAUGCAGUCAACACCAUCAAACCCACAGCUAUCAUUGGUGUGUCAGGAGCUGGACGUCUGUUCACCCACGAUGUCAUCAAGGCCAUGGGAACCCUAAAUGAACGACCAAUCAUCUUCGCCCUUAGUAACCCGACCACGAAAGCAGAGUGUACAGCAGAGGACGCCUACACACUCACCGAUGGUAGAUGUCUUUUUGCCAGUGGCAGUCCAUUCGGUCCUGUGACUCUGAAAGAUGGCCGCGUCAUCAUUCCUGGACAGGGGAACAACGCUUACAUCUUUCCAGGCGUGGCCUUGGCUGUGAUCCUGAGUGGAGUGAGACACAUCAGUGACACAGUGUUCUUAGAGGCUGCUAAGACACUUGCAGAGCAGCUGACAGAUAAAGAGCUGGAAGACGGCAGACUCUAUCCUCCUCUCUCCAACAUCAGAGAGGUCUCCGUCCAGAUGGCUGUCAAGGUGGUGGAGUACGUCUAUGCUAAAGGCAUGGCGUUUCGCUACCCUGAGCCUGUGGACAAGGAGGGCUUUGUACGCGCUACUGUGUGGGACACCAGCUAUGACUCCUUCAUGCCAGAUACCUAUGACUGGCCAGGUGUCAGCUUCAGCCCCAAGACUAAAUAGAAGUAGACCACACCCUCUCAGUGCUCUUUGUUUUCCACUUAACUCACAGAUCACAGGUAUUUUGAGACGAUGGUAAUUAUGUUAGUGCAAACAUUAGCUUAUGAAAACAGGCAGCAGAGGUCUCUUACUGCUGCUACGUACGUUUGCACAAACCCAGUCAUAUUGGAUCUGUGAGAAGGCAGAUUGGAAAGUGGCAUUUGAAUGAAAACGGCCAUUUUCACAGUUCUUUAUCACCUCUGCAUCACAUGUAAACCAGCGCAGCACCUGGAGGGCCACCUGGUGGUGGGAAAAGGCAGUGUGGAAAUCUGGUUUCAUUGUUGAAACCUUGAGAUAUAUUUUAAUUAUUAUCUAUUAUAUUAUAUCAUAUCUAUCAUUAUCUAUCAUCAAGUAUGCAUCAGUAAAUUUAAGCACUCUAUAAAUUAGACUAUGGUGAAUAGUAAACCCAACGCUGAACACUGUGCCUCUGCUCGAGGUAGAGACUGGUUUUUGCAAGAUACUGUACUAGAAAUGACUCCAUGAUGUCAACCUUUUGUUAGGAAAUGCAGCAUACUAUUAUCUUUGUGCAACCUGUUUUAAAAGAUAGUCACUCCUCAUUUAUUGUAACAGUUGUUUGUUGUGUACACUCCUGAUGCAGAGGUUAGUCUUUAGUUAGCACUUAAUACUAUUGUGACUGUAUGUAGCUACAUAGAGAUUACAGAACAUAACGCACAUUUAUUAACAUGAAGUACGGACAUUGCCUUUUCUCACAUCAGGUGGGCCUCUGGUGGCUUCACUGAUCUAACCAAUGCCUGGUGUAAGACAUAAGGUUUAAGAACCUUUUUAAACUAUGCUUAAAUCAGGCCACAUUAUCAGAGUCCUAGUAGAGCAGAGGGUUAAAGCACUUGUCCUUUGUGAGCAAACUAAGAGACAAAGAGAGGACAGGAUGUUACUCGGGAGAAAUGGAGAGAAUAUAUAAAGAGAGACCUCAGAAAACGGUGUGAUUUUAUGAAGGGAAAGUUAUAUCUAAAAACACAAGAAGUGAACGUCCACUCCAACAUUGUAUUUGUUCACAUGCUUUUGUCACAUUGUAUUUAUUUCUUUGAAUUUAUUUAAUUUUAUUAGGGUGUAUUAAGAUGUUUUGCCCUUUGGCUUUGUGAGAAAACCUGUUAUCAACACUCCUUUAAUGAGUUGUGGUAAAAUGAAUCCAUCCCUAAAAAUGAUCCCUUUUGCUUAACUGUGAUUUUAAAAAAAAAAAAAAGCUGAAUAUAAAAUGUAACCUAAAUAUUUAAGAAAACUAUGCGCAGUAUCAAAUGAUUAUUUUCUAUUUGGAUUAUAUUUUGUGUACUGUACAUAGGCUUUUGUGGAAACUGAGACUGUCUAUGGAAAGAGUGUUUAUAAAGUUGUGUUAAGUACAUCCACGUGUGUUUCGGCAGGUUGGUGUGUGGGUUUUACUCCUGGGAACGGACUUCCAGGCUACGCUCUUAUAGUUCUGGUCUGAUAUGAUCAUUAACAAAAACUUAUAACACAGACACAGUCAUGUUGGCUCAGAUUAACAUAAACUAGAGAGAUGGCAACUCUGCCUUUGGCAAGUUUAUAUGUACAGUAUCUUUCAACAGAGAUAUUCAAAAUGCUGUACAUAAGACAUUAAAAGCAUAAAGAAAAACAAGCCAGUAUAAAAAGACACAUCAGAAAGAUUAGCAGAGUAAAAUAAAGUAGAAGAUACAAAAGAGACAUUAUAGUGCAGUGCAAAAUUUGAAUAAAUAGUACUUCCGUGCUUCCCAACCUUUUUCCGUAAGGGGCCCUUUUCUAUCACUAAGUAAACUGGCAACCCCUGACUAAGUGAGAUAUUGAACUAAUAAAUAACCCAAAUAUUGAUGCAAUAACUGCAGGAAGUUUAUGUAAAACCAGCAAUUUGGAUGAAUUUUAAGAUUAUUUCCUGUGAAUAUUGCAUCAGAGAUGAGUUUCCCAGAAUUUUUUAACAGUCAUAACAUACCCUAAAACUCCAAUUAAAAGUCUAGUCCCUAUUAAACACCCAGUCCCUUUUACUAGCCUGCUGUGGCUACACAUUUUGACAAAUGUAAGCCUGUCUCAAAUAGAGCCCUGGUCUGGUUGCCAAGCAGUUCAUUUUUUUAAUAGAAGUUCUUCAGAUGUAUAAAAGCAGGUUGUUGGCGACCUCAGAUUAUGUGUCCAUUCCUCGAUUACCCUGUAAGUUUAGUCCAUAAGGGUCCCCAGAUCAAAAGAAUCAAAAGGGUUUUUCAUAGAAAUUAACAGAAUUACAGGCCUGUUCCAAAAAAGACAUCUGUCCCAAAUAUAGGCCUGUUGAUUUCAGUGAUUUAAGCAGUGUGUUCAGGUCCUCAUCGUGCCCUUAUCCUUUAUAUCUUGAGGAAUGAUCUAGACUUCAAAAAUAAUAAUUUUAUUUAGUUUUACUCACAGAUAUGAAUGCUGAGAUAUAGGCCAAGUGUAUUAUUUUUUAAAUAUUCUUACACCCCUUAAAAUCUUAAAAUCAAGAAAGCUUCACAUGACGCCUUGUGAAGCUUUUGGUGACCCUUCGUAUGGGUUGGGCCCCUAGGUUGGGAACCAGUGUAAUAUCUGAUGCUGAAGGGUAAUGGUGCCUACAAGAUUAUUAUUGGCAAUAUAUAUUUGUUAUAAAGAAACUGAGCAAUGCCAGGGCAUUUAUUUGUGGCAGGUUGUUUCCAUUAACAGGAGGAUGCAGUAUCUUAUUAACUAUAAUUCCAGUUAUACUUUCUGAACACUUUCCAUCUGUAUGUCAGUUUGAAGCUUAUCUUGGUCUCUGUUAGAUCUUUAUAUUUUGCUCUGUGCUCUGACAAACUGCUGCGGUCUAUUGUAGUGACUUAUCCAAGGAUCUUCAAUGAUAUGGUGUAAAAUGUGAGACUUAGACCAUACACACUGGACACAAACACACACGCACACACACACACCAUUGCAGCUAAAAUGUGUUAAAGUCUUCCAGUCAGCCUAUUUUAUUCAUAGUAUUGCCUUAGUCACAUGUCAAGGGCAUUGACAGUAUCAUGCAUUAGUUCUCAAGUAUGUUUAAAUAUAGGCCACUGUAAAUUUUAGUCUCAGGAUAUUGUAUUAGGACCUUCUAACCGCUUACAUUGAAGUGUCUGUCCACAAUCAUGUCAUGUUCCAUGAUGCAGACCUCUCAACAUGCUGCAGGCAGAGCUGAGAAACAACAGCACUACCAAAAUUAUACACUGUUUUGUGGUGCCCACAAGCUCACCUGGUAGAGUAGGCACCCCCUUGCCGCAGCGGCCAUGGGCUUGAUUCCAACCCACAGCCCUAUGCUGCAUGUCAUCCCCCUUUCAUGCUGUAGCUGUCCUAUCAAAUAAAGGCAGAAAAAUAAUUGUGUUGAAUUCAAUGUGCAGCUUCGUCUCUGAUAGACUGUGCAGCUUCAGGUUGUGAACAAUCAAAGUUUUCUGCUUAUACAUAAUGAAAGUUUUAUUUAAAAGGACCUAUUUAAAUCAGUCUCACCUCAGUAAGUGCUGGCUUGUGUGUCUGUCCGGUUGUUGUUACUGACUGUAAUUGUCCAGUGUGAGUUUUUACUGUGUUGUGUAAGAAAGUGGUGACUGGCUUGCUCAUGUGGUUCUUUUCAUACCCAUGAGGAAAAUUAAGUCUGUGUGUCAUUGAAGUGUGCAUCCAUAUAGUGCUGUGUUCUUCCAGUCUGUGUUCCUGAGGUAUUUUUUUGUUACACAAUAUAUUGCCUUAGCGUUUGUGCACAGAGAGAAUACCUAUGUGCAGAAUAAAAACAGUUUUACACUGGC
Molecule: messenger RNA, 5713 nt
Organism: Epinephelus fuscoguttatus (brown-marbled grouper)
Lineage: Eukaryota; Metazoa; Chordata; Actinopteri; Perciformes; Serranidae
Gene: me2
Product: malic enzyme 2, NAD(+)-dependent, mitochondrial
Exons: 15
Coding region: 201-1952 (583 amino acids)
Biological process (GO): malate metabolic process; pyruvate metabolic process
Cellular component (GO): mitochondrion
Molecular function (GO): malate dehydrogenase (decarboxylating) (NAD+) activity; NAD binding; malate dehydrogenase (decarboxylating) (NADP+) activity
Source: RefSeq, a predicted model, not a curated record